AUGCGGGGCUUCACAUUCUCUGGUCCCGUGUCAAGACGCCUAGAGGAAGAGGAGGAGGAGGAGGAGGGCGGACAGAAGGACGAUGCAUAUGGAGUCCAAGCGACUGCAGCAUUCGCUAGCUUCCAACCCGGGGCUGUGUUUGAAAAAGAAGAGGUUAAAAGUGGAUGGAGGAGUUUGUGCUGUUGGAAAGUCGGGCUCCCGGUCUUUAACUCUGGGGGACUCAUGAAACGAUGGUGCUGAAGGGAAACACGGGUGGUGCCCCGUUUGUACCCAGCAUGAGAAUACCAGGCCGGUCAAAGUCAUUGGAAGCAAGUCGGACAAGACGUCGGUGCUUUUUCAGGCUGCUUACCCUGUCAAGAGUGGACCUAAAAUGACAUCCUAUUUAUUAAUGUAAAGAAAAAAAAGAGCGAAGAAUCGAUCAAGCUAAUGUUGAGGGAUGUUUUUCUCUGCUAAAAAAAGACCCAAAGAAAAGACAUCUAGUGUUAAAUAGCAGGAAAGGAUCAGCAGAUGUCAUAAAUCAGGAAUGUGAUCUCCUUUAUGAAAAGAAAUGCAGCUUUUGACUUUGAACAGCUCUCAGUCUGCACUUUGCCUGUUUGGAGGCACCCUGGCACUGCAUUUGGUGUGAUUUCUUCUUAAAGUUCACAGCCUGUGAAGUUUUUUUCUGUUUGACCAAAACUGGGACUGGGAUUAGAUUAACCACAUCUGUAUUUUGCUGGCAUUUAUGUUCAUCUAAAGAGAUAAGAGCAUUUUAUACUGAUAAUUUUAACCCUUGUGCUGCCCUUCAGGGUCAAAAAGACCCAGUCAGUAUACCCUCGCCCUAUUGGGGUGAAUUUAGCCUCCAGUCAGCGUGGACUAAGAUAACCCAUGACUCCUGAUUGUUUUACCCCGCCUGGGUCGAAUAGACCCCAGUCAAGUAUGGAUUUGAGAAUCGUAAACUCGCGCCCCUGCCCUCGGCAGGGUCAAAUAUACCCCACCGUGGUGUACAUAGCCUUUUUUUUUUUUUUUUCAUUUAUUUAUUUAUUUAUUUAUUUUUACUCAUUUGAACUCAUGACUCCUGACGUUCCAGCGCGCAUCUCAAACAGCAUAAACCCCUGGACCCGAUUCUCGCUCAUCCAGUCAAGUAUCCUGUGGUGGUGGCGGCGUUGAGGACCCCCUGUAUUUUACAGCGUGAGGACUGUAAAAAAAAAAAACAUAAAGCUCUAGGUUUUACUUUCAAGGCUACACUACAUAUAGAGACUAAGAAAACUUGGAAACUUGGAGGACUGGAAAAAAAAUAAAUAAAUAAAAUAAUUUUUAGGAAAGGAUGUCGGUAUCAACAAAAGUUCCAUCUCAAGAGUUGAGUAGAAUAGAGUGAAAACUGUAUUCAUCACGGCAGGGAAACUUAGAGAGUGUCAGAGAGCUUGCAAAUACAGAUAACAACAGCCGCACUACCUAAUUCAUAUAAAUGAGCACAACCUAUCACAAAAUAAAGGCAGUACAGUGAAAAGGCAAGGGGAAUUUGUUUUUACACACGCUUUUGUCUCAGAGAGUUUCACAUAGCAUUAUAAUGCCAACAUCAUCUGCCCUUAGACCCUCACGUCAACUGAGGAAAAAUGGAGAAAUAAGACAAAAAAAAAUUGGAGAAACCUCAGGGUGAGCAACACAGGAGAGAUCCCCUCACCCAGGACGGGGCAGACCUGCAACAGAGGUUCUAUACAGACAAAAACAAACAAACAAAAAAAAACGGGUUUACUACACAUAAUGUGCCGAACACGACAUUCCAUUGUUGCCUAACAGGAAAACAGAAAAGUUUUCUCAAAAGUGUUGAACACCGACAAAAAGGACCGUAGAGGAGAGACUACAGUACAGUAAGUAUUCUAUAUGUAUCUAUCUAUCUAUCUAUCUAUCUAUCUAUGUAAAGACAUGAAUAUAUUUGCAUUUUUCGUGACUCGUGCGCCCUGAGAGUGGCAGCAAGUCACAGCAGCUCCUCACAGAGUUCGCGUUUUUGCCUUCUUAUUGUUGUUUUUUUGCACCUCAUUUAUACCCUUAUUGUUAUAACUGCAUGUUUGCACUUUUUGUCUUGUCUGUGAUGCUGCUGUGACAAAAAAAAUUUCCCCAUGGGGGGAUCAAUAAAGGAAUAUUCUAUUCUAUUCUAUUUGUGUUUGUUCAUCUUCUCACUCUGUGUGCUUUUAAAGCAAGGGAAUGGCUGUGAUAGCUCCAACAAAACAAUGUGAACGCGUAGUAGUGUAGGGUAUUGUGAAUUCCUAGAACGACAAAAUCUGUUCGGAUUUUGGACAAAACCUGUUCGGAUUUUAGAUCAACUCAGAAAUCCAGUCAAACAAUAAAGUUUCUCUCUCUCUCUCUCUCUCUCUCUCUCUCUCUCUCCCUCCCCCCUCUCUCAACAUGCGGUAACUGGCUCUCUCUUUCCCUUCACAGUCGCGCUGCAUUUCACAGGGCCGCUUCAUUCCGUUAUUGCCUAGGAGGACAGAAAACAGAAAAGUUUUUCUCAAAAGUGUUGCAGACCGACAACCGGGACCGUAGAGGACAGACCAGAGAACAGUAAGUGUUCUAUAUCUAUCUGUCCCCCGCUCCAGGAUUCGACCUCUGACGCGCCGCACGUCGACGGAGAGGAGCAGGAAAGUGCGCUCUACCCCCCCCCUUCCCCGGGGGGGUCCGGCCCAGCGCCCUCUGCACGACCGGCCAUCCCGCGGGGGACGGUCACGUCGUCUCUCAGCCUACGCGUCCGUUCUUCUCGUCAGCUGAGCCGGCGACGGCAUGGGGACGGAAAGGACGGACCCGUGGUUCUGAGACGACGCGUCCCCCGCUCCAGGAUUCGGCCUCUGACGCGCCGCACGUCGACGGAGAGGAGCAGGAAAGUGCGCCUCCGCGGCUACGGUCCAAGACCGUCCCGAGGAGGGGAAAGCGCCGAAGGCGAGUUUGGAAAAAGGGAAAAACGCGGGACGGAGGAUUCGUCUGCGAGUCGACGUGCUGAGAAACCCCCGACGCUCUCCUGUUCCCGUUCCGGCCGGCUACCGCCGCGAAGACGUUUUCGACGAGGGAGAAAAGGGCGCGCGACUGCGGCCGAACGUGUGGCGCGCGGAUGGAGACGGAUGGAGGACGCCUGGGCUUUAGAGGUAAGAUGUGUGUGACCUGUGCGCGUGUGUUUUCUACACUGCCUGUGUAUUCUACACUGCCUGUGUAUUCUUUUUUUGUUUGUUUGUUUGUCCCCGCUCCUCGUGUUCGGCCUCUGACCCGCCGCGAGUCGACGGAGAGGAGCAGGAAAGUGCGCUCUCCCCCUUCCCCGGGGGCGUCCGGCCUCCGAGGGCGGCCUCCGCGGCUACGGUCCAAGACCGUCCCGAGGAGGGGAAAACGCCGAAGGUGAGUUUGAAAAACGGAAAAACGCGGGACGGAGGAUUCGUCUGCGAAUCGACAAGUGCUUUACAAAUACAUUUUUUUUUUAAAAGCACGCCUGUCCAAGGCUCGGUGAGGUUUAGGGAAGAGGACAACGCCUGGGCUCCAGAGGCACGAGUCGGCAUCCCACAUGAAGUCAAAAAAGUCUCUAUCACUCUGUCAGUUGUAAAACACCAAAGUGCAGUUGUAUAGUCGCGGAACAGUGCAGCGUGUGUACGCGCCCAAGAAAAACAGUGCAGCGUGUGUCUGAAUAGAUCAAGUUUAUAGCAAGUUUAGUCACAUCUCCGUAAAACCGUACUACACCUGCAUAAAACCUGUACUACUACCGAUCCUCCGAGUCGUUCGUAGCGCCGCGUCUAGAUCUAGAACUCGCGGUGAGGGCGAGGGCGAGGACGCCGCCGGAGCGGCGUCGGGAGCGGACGGCCCGACCGGGGCGAGGAAGAGGAAGAGGUGUCAGUUUUGCCCGCGGGCGAAGGACAACAAAACUUCUACCGUGUGCAGCGGGUGUAAGAAAUAUAUCUGCAAAAGUUGUUCGCUCCCGUACUGCGCUGAGUGUGCCGCUGAGAAUUUGGAGACGGGUUGAUCGCCGACACACGCACACACACACACGCACACACACACACGCACGCACGCACGCACACACCAUGUGUGACCCCUCGAGACGUGGGAUGCGGUCGGUUGAACUGUCCGCAACCGGGGUGACUAGUUUUAGAGGCAGAGAGGCAGCCUGGCAGGACCGCAUCAGAAGAGGAAAUACUUACGACUUUCCAAAGAUGAAAAUGUCACGGGAACUGCCGAAAAGACACGAGAGCAUGAUGAACAGCGAGGACCCGGACAUUGAGGUUGUUGGUGGCGACGUGGGUAAAAAGCUACACUUUAACCCCGUUAGAGCGGCAGUGGCAUUACAGCUUUGCAGAAAGCUCAAGGUAGACUGUAGAAAGAGGUAUAGCAAAUUCACGGAUGUCUGUGAAUUAGGAGCUCCUUGUAAGAACGUGAAGAUUAAAAGCGACGGGAAUUGCUUCUUUAGGGCAGUCAGUGUAGCCGUGAGCGGUACCGAACGCCAUCACGGAAGAAUAAGAGAAGCCGUGGUGAAUCACUUGCAAAGCAAUGAAGCUGCGUACGCCAACAUUCUGAGAAGGGGUUACCUUUCGGUGUCGGACUACGUCGACGCAUCUGAAAUCGGCUCUCUAGGAAGUUGGGCGACAGAGGUUGAGAUUCAAGCGACGGCGGAUUAUUUGGGCGUCGACGUAUUCACGUAUUACACCGACCGUUGGCUUCGGUACAGUUGCGACAGCGUUCGGGUCUCUAAACAGGGGAUUUAUUUAGCGAAUAGCGGCAGCCAUUACGAGACCGUCGUUUGUGUCACAAGUCCUCCGAAGCGGUCUUGUCGCGGCUACUGCAAACUAGGCGUAGUUGCGUCAGACACGUAUGAUUGUCUGACCUCAAAUUCUGCCUACGCCGAUUCUGCAUCUCGAUCCGAGAUUGCUUCGCCGUCGCCGACAUCGAUUCGUCCGGAUAACACGGUGUCUGUGAAUGACGUCGACUACUGCGAAAAGGCGAGCGAUGAGCGCGAGGAGGGGUCCCGCCGCUCUGACGAGCGUCGAGCUGCGAGGGAUUUUUACCGAGAUGCCGACAGUCCUCGGAGCCGCUACGAGUAUGACGAUUACCGCAGUGACGCCGCCGAGCUAGACGUCGGAGGACGCUUCGGCGAAGAUGAGGCCUGGGAGAAUAAUCCUGACGAAGAGCGUGACCGCUAUGGAUGGCUAUCAAGGAGACGUGUAGAAAAUUAUAUUAUCGUUGAAAAUAUGGAGCAUCGUCCCUACGGCGAUAGCCUUGUAACUCCGGGCGACGCGGAGGAUACCGCCGAAGCUGAUUUACCGCGUAACAGCGUUGCGGAUUGGCGUGAACUUUUCGACCGCUCUGAUGAGCGUCGAACUCCGAGGGACUGGGAGGGCACGAGUGACCGCGAUGCCGACUUUUACCGAGAUUCUAACAGUCCUUGGAGUCACCGUGAGUAUGACGAUUACCGCAGUGACGCUGCGGAGCUAGAAGUCGAAGGGCGCUUCGGUGAAGAUGAGGCCUGGAGGAAUACUCCCGACGUAGAGGGCACGAGUGACCGCGAUGCCGACUUUUACCGAGAUUCUAACGGUCCUCGGAGCCGCCGUGAGUAUGACGAUUACCGCAGUGACGCUGCGGAGCUAGAAGUCGAAGGGCGCUUCGGUGAAGAUGAGCCCUGGAGGAACACUCCCGACGUAGAGGGCACGAGUGACCGCGAUGCCGACUUUUACCGAGAUUCUGACGGUCCUCGGAGCCGCCGUCAGUACGACGAUUACCGCAGUGACGCUGCGGAGCUGGAAGUCGAAGGACGCUUCGGUGAAGAUGAGGCCUGGAGGAACACUCCCGACGUAGAGGGCACGAGUGACCGCGAUGCCGACUUUUACCGAGAUUCUGACGGUCCUCGGAGCCGCCGUCAGUACAACGAUUACCGCAGUGACGCUGCGGAGCUAGAAGUCGAAGGACGCUUCGGUGAAGAUGAGGCCUGGAGGAACGCUCCCGACGAAGAGUACGAUCGUCGCGGCCUGCUAUCGGAAAGACACGUAGAAGGUGACGUUGUUGAAGACGAGGAGUGUUAUCCCUACGGCGAUAGCCUCGGAACUCCAGGUGACGCGGAAGAUACCGGUGAAGCUGAUUUGCCACGUGACGGCUUUAUGGAUCGGUCCGAACUUUUAAACGAUGAGAUCUGUAUCGCGCUGUGGGAUUGCGAGGAAGAAGUUCGAGAGGAGUUUGGCUCGAAUGACCGCUACGCAGCUACCUGCCGCUGGACCGAAUUGGAGGAAUCGUGGAAAUCGUUUGUCGGUUGGCUGGGUGAGCGCUGGUGGGGCUCGGUGUCGGAAGAGUCCGUCAGGACCUUCAUGGAUUCAUCCGAGAGACGUCGCGUCGGGGAUAUCGUCGUCUCGGCGUGCUUCGGUGACACGCCCGGGGGAGUUUGUUCUUUCACAGUGAAGACCGAAAGCGGCCUGCUGUCACUUCCUUUGCUUAUCCGUCGAAGACGCUACGUGUGCGCCGACUUGGCGGAAGGUGAUUUUUCGUGUCCGAUCGACAUGUUGAGAAAGCUGGCCCGUGAAACCUACACACACUUGCUCCCCCGACCCACAACGAUACCUUCCGAUCCCCAGAGCUUUUCUCUUACACGGGUAGUGGAUGAUAUGUGGAGCGUUUUAGAAUUGGUGAAAAGCGGAUGGAGUGACGUUUCCCGACCCCAUCGCAUAAUACAGUAUCUACAAAACAAGGAAGGACCCUCUGUUACGCCAGCGGCGUUAAUUUGCUGCGUAGAUGAUGACAGUCCGGGAUACCUGUUUGAGAUUAUAGACGCCAAGGGGAAGAGUCUGAAAGUAACAUUUGAUAAAUGGGGCUUCACGUUUGGAUCGGGUCUACAUUUCUCCGGACUCACAAGUCUGCUGUCACAUAUCUGUGAGGUCGAUGGAGUACACUUUGUGAUUAACUGUAGAUUCUUGCUCACUGCGAGCGAACCGGAGCGUCCGAUGUAA
Xyrichtys novacula (pearly razorfish) is the source of this 6938-nucleotide messenger RNA. The record is from the annotation of a GenBank genome assembly. NCBI's taxonomy places the organism in Eukaryota, Metazoa, Chordata, Actinopteri, Labriformes, Labridae.